Plectropomus leopardus (leopard coralgrouper) is the source of this 4886-nucleotide messenger RNA. RefSeq names its product phospholipase D1a (gene pld1a). The record is from RefSeq and is a predicted model, not a curated record. Gene Ontology annotation, cellular component: intracellular membrane-bounded organelle; plasma membrane region. Gene Ontology annotation, molecular function: D-type glycerophospholipase activity; phosphatidylinositol binding. NCBI's taxonomy places the organism in Eukaryota, Metazoa, Chordata, Actinopteri, Perciformes, Serranidae. Gene Ontology annotation, biological process: phospholipid catabolic process; phosphatidic acid biosynthetic process; intracellular signal transduction.
ACAGGGCUGUCUGUCUGCUGCUGCUGCUGCUGCUGUACACCUCUUUGUCUGCUCAGCUGGAGUGUGUGUGGGUGUGUGUGUGUAUUGGUAGUGCCAGUCCAUUCAGUGAAGCCAAGUGGAUUGAUCAAUCUAAAGCAGCAUGUGGGCUCCACAAAAAGAGCAGGCUCGCCCUGCUCUUGGGGCUAACUGCUGAGCAUGCUGGGUAAAGCUCCGCCUACUACCAGUAGCCUCAACCUGGUGAACUCUGAGGACACCACAGCGGCCCCGGACGCACACGACGGUAUCACCAUGGCCGACCUCGUGGAGAGCCUGGAUACCAGAGAGCUGGACAUAGGGGAGGGAGAGGAGAACGACUACGAUGGAAACUACUUAGGGGACUGUCGUAUCCCAUUUUCAGCUGUUUAUGCCACAGUGGGCUUCAAGGAAACCAACGCUAAGGUCUACCUUCCCACUGUUCCCAUUACUGCCCGCAUACUGGAGGUGGAGAGAUUCACCACACAAGACCGCUUCAACCUGUCGCACCAAAGGAGCGUCAACAAGUCUCUGCCGGCAGUGUUUAAGAUUGAGCUGAAGCACGGUGAGUUUACCUGGGUGGUAAAGAGGAAAGAGAAACAUUUCAUGGAGCUGCACAGAGAGCUGAGGACGUACAAGACCUUCAUGAGGAUACCACUGCCGUCACGCAGCCACACAGUGAGGAGGAGGACAGUGAGGAAGAGCGAGGUGAGGGAGAUGCCCUCGCUGCCUAGGGGAGGAGGGGACGAGCUGGUGCGAGAUGAACAGGUCUCCAGCAGGAGGAGACAAUUAGAAGACUAUUUGAACAAGCUGCUGAAGAUGGCAAUGUACCGCAAAUAUCACCAUACUAUGGAGUUCAUUGACAUCAGCCAGCUGUCCUUCAUUCAUGACUUGGGGCCAAAAGGACUGGAGGGGAUGAUCUAUAAGCGCUCAGGCGGACAUCGUAUCCCUGGCAUGAACUGCUGUGGUCACAGCCAGGCCUGCUACCGCUGGUCCAAACGCUGGCUGGUGGUGAAGGACUCGUGCCUGCUGUACAUGAAGCCAGACACAGGGGCCAUCUCCUUUGUCCUGCUGGUAGAUAAAGAGUUCAGCAUCAAGAUGGACUCCAAAGACACCGAGACCAAACAUGGAGUCCGGAUUGACAGCCUCUCCAGGACCCUGGUGUUUAAGUGCAGCAGCUACAGACACGCACGCUGGUGGGGUCAGAGCAUCGAGAGCUUCGUGAGGAGUCAUGGGAAGGCUUUCCUUCGAGAUCACCGCUGCGGAUCGUUUGCACAGGAACAGGAAAACAUUCCCGCCAAAUGGUAUGUAAAUGGAAAGACUUACAUGGAAGAUGUGGCUGAUGCUUUGGAGGAGGCUAAAGAGGAAAUCUUUAUCACUGACUGGUGGCUGAGUCCAGAGAUCUUCCUGAAGAGACCUGUAGUGGAGGGCAACAGGUGGAGGCUGGACUGUACCCUCAAACGCAAAGCACAACAAGGAGUGCGCAUCUUUGUGAUGUUGUACAAGGAGGUGGAGCUCGCUCUGGGCAUCAACUCAGGCUACAGCAAGAGGACCCUCAUGCACCUGCACCCCAACAUUAAGGUGAUGCGCCAUCCAGACCACGUCUCCUCUUCCGUCUAUCUGUGGGCGCAUCACGAGAAGAUUGUUGUCAUCGACCAAUCCGUCGCCUUCGUGGGGGGGAUCGACCUGGCAUACGGCCGCUGGGACGACAGAGAGCACCGGCUGACUGAUGUCGGCAGUGUGACGCGCUCUGUGGCUCUUGAGCAGGCUGCCUCCACCAACACUUCGUCCGGUAAAGUCAUGUUCUCUGUUGAUGACGUCUCCAAGAGCAAUGGACGAGGAACGCCGCCCAGUGAUCCGGUGGACUUGCCUAAACUGAAGGGGAUCGGACGCAGCAGGAAGGCUCGCUUCAGUCUGUACAAACACCUGCACAAACACACACUGCAGCACGCAGACAGCGUCAGUAGCGUCGACAGUGCAGGGAGUGGUUCAGUGCAGAGCCUAAAGACAGGUGUUGGAGAGUUACAGGGCAAUACACGCUUCUGGCAUGGAAAAGACUACUGCAACUUUGUCUACAAGGACUGGAUCCAGUUGGAGAAACCUUUUGAUGACUUCAUCGACCGCUACACCACUCCCAGGAUGCCUUGGCAUGACAUCGCCGCAGUGGUUCAUGGCAGAGCUGCUCGGGACGUGGCCAGACACUUCAUUCAACGCUGGAACUUCACUAAGAUCAUGAAGCCAAAGUAUCGCUCUCUGUCUUAUCCAUUCCUGCUGCCCAAGUCUCACUCCAGUGCCAAUGAGCUCAGAUACCAAGUCCCUGACUGUGUCAACGCCAAAGUGCAGGUGUUGCGGUCUGCAGCAGAUUGGUCGGCAGGCAUAAAGUACCACGAGGAGUCCAUCCACAAUGCCUACAUCCAGGUCAUCGCCAAGAGCAAACACUACAUUUAUAUAGAGAACCAGUUCUUCAUCAGUUGUGCCGACAACAGGACGGUCUACAACAAGAUCGGAGACGCCAUCAUCGAGAGGAUCAUCAGAGCGCACAAGGAGGGUAAGAAGUACCGUGUGUAUGUGGUCACCCCUCUGCUUCCUGGCUUCGAGGGCGACAUCACCACCGGAGGAGGAAACGCCAUCCAGGCCGUCAUGCACUUCAACUACAGAACCAUGAUCAGAGGAGAAUACUCCAUCAUCUCCCAGCUGAAAAGAGAGAUGGACGACCACUGGAUGAAUUACAUCUCCUUCGCUGGCCUGCGGACUCACGCUGAGCUGGAGGGACGUCUGGUCACAGAGCUCAUCUACGUCCACAGCAAAAUGCUCAUCGCUGACGACAACACAGUCAUCAUCGGUUCUGCUAACAUCAACGACAGAAGCAUGCUGGGUAAACGCGACAGCGAGGUGGCGGUGAUUGUCGAGGACUCAGAAAAGGUCCCUUCAAAGAUGGAUGGAAAGGAGUAUGAAGCUGGACCCUAUGCACUUCAGCUUCGCCUCGAAUGCUUCAGGACUAUCCUCGGAGGUCACACUGACACCAGUAUUGACGUUUCUGACCCCAUCAGUGAUCGCUUCUAUAAGGAGGUGUGGAUGACCACAGCUGGACGCAACGCCACCAUUUAUGAGAAGGUAUUCCGUUGCCUUCCUUCCUCCCUGGUGAGGAACAUGUCCGAGCUUGAACAGUACCAGUCCAAACCAGGUUUGGCCCAGACUGACCUAGGCCGCGCACAGGAGGAGCUGCGCAAAAUUCGAGGCUUUUUGGUCCAGUUUCCUCUGGACUUCCUGUCUGAACAGAACCUCAUGCCUUCUGUUGGAACGAAGGAGGCCAUGGUUCCAACUGAGAUCUGGACAUAAAGGAUGUGCAAACACUGCCGGCCACUUCCACGUUCUUGAGCAUCUUGAUGGAGAUACCUGGAUUAUUCUUGUCAUCAAAUGUGUAUCGUUGGAUUUGCAAGAGAUCUCUUUUAAUCCUGAGAUGAGUCUCCUUUGGAUUGAUUCCACUGCUGGGCAUCGACAAAUCCCUUAAAUCUGCUUCUACUGUAAAACAGUAGUUACGGCUCAUUUGGCAUUAACACUUUUGGGAUAUAUGAAGAACAAAAAGACUUAGCACUUUAGAGGAUAACAUUUUUGACUGUGGAGAUGAAAAACAGGCACAUGAACUUAGGGUUUUGGGAAUCAACUCAACUCUGGACACUUGGACCUUUGGACUGCUGGGAAAGCUCACAAGACAGCAAAGAUCUCCAAGGAACUGGGGUGAGGCUGCAGAACAUUUUCGACAAUGAUGCCAACAAACAUUCAGCUCUUAGUUCAAAGCGAUCAUAACAUACACAGAGAUGGCGAUGCAUGUGAUUUACAUUUGUUACGAGUUUGUGAUGUAUGCUCGUAAGGUGCAUUAGUGAAACAUACGCUGUGUAUGAGCUCACAGACAGGUUGCUCAGAUGCGUCUGAAGGAUCUUUUUUGUCAAACAUAUCCAAAACAUGUGAUUGCUCUUUUUACAAAUUCAACAUUGGUGCAUGAUUUUACUAACUGUGCUCAAUCUUCUUAACUUGAUUGCUAAAAAUGCAUGUACCAAUCACAUCUCUGACAACCCACAGAGACAUUAUAUUUUCUGUCAAAGUGACGGAUAAUUAUUCGACAUGAGGUCUGAACUUUUCUGCUGAAAUCAAAGUGAAUUGUGUUGAGCUGAUCCAGGUAUAAAAGCUAAUUCAACUCAGUGACAUUAUACUGGGUGCAGAGGCGUGAGCAGUAAGUUAUUACAGCCGAGGGUGUAUAGAUUAAAGGCUGCAGUCAUAGGUGUAGAUUUCAGGGGGGGCACAGGGGACACCUUCCCCUAGAUUUUUAUAACGUGCAUUUAUCCACUUCAGUAGGAAAUAGGAAUGUGUCUUGAUCAGCAGCAAGUCUACCAUAUUGAAAGGAUAAGGCUAAGAGUGCCAUCUGCUGGUUGUUGACUGCAAGUGUCAAAAUAAACAGCUGAACUCUAAAAAUCAUUACUGAGUAAAUACGAUUUAAAUCACCAAAUUUAGUAUACAAAUUAUUCAGUCAGAUACAAAUGAAGGCUAAUGUGUUAUUUAUUUUGCUAUAUACUGGUAGUUAAAUUAUGCAUGAUUAACAAAUGUUUUAAUAUGUUUUAAUAUAACUACCAUUAUAAAAUUUUCUAUAUAGAACUUUUAAAAACAAAAUUUACAAAGUGAUUUUAACAAAUAAAGCAAAUCAGAAAUGGGAUACAUAGGCGGUGAUAGAACAACUGAAAGCCAAACAGUCCUAUUGUCUAGGGUAGAAACAGCCAAACAGUCCUUCUACUAGGGUAGAAGAAGGAUAAAAUAAAAACCAGAGGACAAAUAAUGCAGCAUGCAAGACGUAGAAUGUCAGUAUAAAAUAAUACAAAGAA